Messenger RNA from Didymodactylos carnosus, 5658 nucleotides. The record is from the annotation of a GenBank genome assembly. Lineage: Eukaryota; Metazoa; Rotifera; Eurotatoria; Philodinida; Philodinidae.
AUGUCUGAAAUUUUAAUCGGCUGGUUGAACAAUGAAGUUCAACUGUCGAAAAAGAUCGAGUCUACCAUGAAUUUGGCUGCCGAAUUUGCUAACGGUUAUUUAUUUGGUGAAGUUGCUAACAAAUUCGGAUUACAAGAUGAUUUUUCUCUAUUUAGUCAAAGCAAAAAUUCUUCGGCUCAAUUAAAUAAUUUUACCCGUUUGGAACGUACACUUCAUUUAUUAGAAAUACCAUUUAAUACGGGUACAGCUCGCCAUAUAAUGACACAAGAACGUGGUGCAGCCAGUCAACUACUCUAUCAGUUGUAUACCGCAUUAAAUCGGAAAAAGAAGCGAAAUUUAACUGGAACAGCUAUGGAAACAAUGACAGCACCAGCCACAAAAAUUUUAGCUCAAGCUGAGUCGCUCACCUAUCAAAAUUUAAUGAAGAAAAAAACGCCGCGUCAAUGCGAUUUAAAUAUCCUACAACUAAUAGCAAAACAUGAACAAUUUAAACAAAAGCAAGAUGAUCUCAUAUUCAAGCGAAAGUACGAAGAAGAAGAAGAGAAACGUCAAGAAAUCGAAUCGAAAAGACAAUAUUUAUUAGAUCGUUCGAAAGAAAAACGUCUUAAAGAUGUUGAGAUGAUGGCAAAAAUACGUAGUUCACCAGAUCUUGGCUAUGAUGUUGAAAUUGAACCAAUGGUAGCAAAUACAAUUGAUAUUCCCAAAACACCACCACUAUUAACAAAACAGGCUUUAGAAAGAAAGAAAAGACAACGAAAAGAAGAAACAAUGAAUGAUAUCAAAAAAUUUGAAAAACGUGUACUUACACAUUCAGAUUUUGAAGAUGAGGGUUUCGAUGAACAAACCAACAGUGAAUCAAUUAAUUUAGCUGAUAUUGAAGUAUCAGCACCAUAUGAACAAGAAAAUGCACCAAAACCAUCAACAGAUAUCACCGAAUACAUACAUUCUAAAACAACAUCGGGCAUCGAUCCAUACAUAAUGGAAAUUCGUCGACGUUUACAAGAAGAUAUACACGCAAGACGAGAAAGAGAAAAACGGCGACGAAAAGUACUUGUGGAUCAAUUGAGAGCAUUAGAAUCCAUUGAGGAUGCUCGUCGAGAAGAAUCGUUAGUUAGCCAUUUAUUGCGUCAAUCACAAUUUGAACGGCGUUUAGCAGUCGAAUUAUUACAAACUCGACAUGAAAAAGAUGUAUUGAGACAAAAUCGAAUUGGUCAUGAAAAAGAAUUAGAACAACGUCGACGACUAGACUUUAUUGAAGCAAUGGAUAGAGAAGCAGAACUGGCUCGAUUAGCACGAAUAGAAUAUGCUGAGCAAGUACGAAAAGAUAAAGAGUUACAUGAUAUCAUUGCUUCUGAUAAAGCGGAAGCACAACAUCAAGAAAAUUUUCAAGUAUGCACAGAAAUUACGUGGCAACUUGUUGAUUUUUCAUUAAAAGUUAGUGAAUACCGUCAAUUAUGUGAGAAUUUAAUACCUGUAAAAUUAUGGCGUGAAUGGAAUGCUUUGUUUAUUGCCGGACAAUCAUUGUUUGAUGAUGAAAAUCGUGCUGAUCAACAGGAUAAACCGAAUAAACUACAUGCACAAACAAUAUUAGAAGAAGAAAGUUUAAAAUUGUUAGAUGAAGGUGAUUUUAACGAAUAUCGAAAUAUGAUUGGUGAGUGGGAACCACCGACACGUGAACAAUUUCCAUUUGAAACACCACCAGUAGAUAACCCUAUCUAUGGUUUUGUUAUUAAUCGAUUACAUCACAUUGUUCACCCACCACCAGAAAAAUUACCGCCACCAUUAUUUCCUGCUUAUGGACUGAAAAUCAUUGUAUUGGGCAAAUCAUUUUCUGGUAAAACAACGGCUCUAAAACGUUAUUGUGAAGAACAUACCAUUGUCAUCAUCAGUUUGGAAAAUCUUGUUCAUGAAGCGAUUGAUGCUUUUAAAAAUAAUGAAAUGAGAGAAGGAGAAGCAGAUUCGGACUCUGAAUCUUCAGUGAUACUGGAUGAGGAUAAAAAACCAGAUGAAAACACAUCUGGAAAUCAAACAGACGGAUCUCCACCUCUUCCAGUACCUGCUAUGCAUGAAUCUGGAACAACAAAAUCAGCCAGACCAAAUCAGACCGAUAAGUUGACUGAUCGUGCCAAAUUAGGAACUAUUCUUACUCAAUCGAUGAAAUUAGGCGAAGCUCUCAGUGAUCAAAUGGCUGUUCAACUAAUAACAGAAAGAUUACGACGAUUAGCCGACGGUGAGGGUUGGAUUAUUGAUGGUUUUCCUGCCACAUAUGAUCAAGCGAAAUUACUUGAAAAUGCACUAUCGGGCUAUGAAGAUGAACAACCGGCAACAUUUGAACCAUUAUUAGCGCCAAAUCCUCGGCCUCCUCCACCUCCCGAGCCGUUUAAAUCAAUCAUAGAUCUUGUUGUACUAUUUAAUAUCAAUAAUGAAACGGUUAUUAAACGAGCAGCAGGAAGAACAUUCGCUCCUCUAGCCGAUAAAGAAUUUCAUGAACAAUUUCGUCCACCACCAGAGGGCGCUGCUACAGGUUUCAACGGACAAGAAAAAGUAUUUUCCGUUAAAGAUCCAUCAAAUGAUAUGGAACAAUUACAACACAGAAUAACACAAUUUCAAGAUAAUUAUCCAAAAGUUGAAAAAUUUUAUGAAAAAUUUUCCACCAAAAAAAUGAUUGAUGCGACCAGUGACGAAGAGACUAUAUAUCAUGAACUAUGUCAUUCAAUUGAUCAAUAUGUUGAUGAUGAAAAAGAAAAAGUGAGAAAAGCUGAAGAACACGCACAAUUUCUAGAAGAUGAGAAACAACGAUUAGCCGAAGAAGAAGAACAAAAACGAAUAGCAGAUGAAGAAGCAGCAGCAGCUGCUGCAGCCGCUGCAGCUGCAGCUGCCGCUGCUGCGCAAGCUCAAGAGCAAGAGUCGGCUGCGGGUACAAAAGAUUCGAAGAAAGGCACAGACAAAUCGAAAAGUAAAUCGAAGGAUGGUCCAUCGAGUGCCAAAAAAGACAGUGCAAAAGGCAAAAAAGGCAAAAAAGACGAAGAGCCCACACCUCCUGUUGUUCCGGUAGAACCUUCUGGUCCACCACCACCGAAACCAGGCUCGGAAGAAUGGGUAUACGUAGACGAGCCAAUUGAUUCUGAAUUGGCUACAAUUUUGUCAAAUUAUUAUGAUUCAGUUGAACUGAAUUAUGUUGAUUCCUGUAAAGUUGUAUUUCGAAAUAUUCGAAGUGAACGUUCUUACAUCAUCGAUCAUUUUUAUCAAAUAAAAACCGAUUAUACAACAUUUUUAAAUAGGCCAGACACAAAACAAGAAUACGUUGAUAUAUUUGUCAAAGAAUUUAAUGCACUUGCUGAUGACGCUCGUGAUGAUGAUGAAUUUAAAAUGGAAUUACAUCAACGUGUUGAAGAUUUAUGUGAUACACUACACGAAAUUGCUUUACAACGAAAAGAAGAAUCAGAAAAAGAACGAGAAAUUAUAAUGACCGAUGGAUGGAUACAAGAUCAUCUUGGCCUUUUAACAAAUCAUUAUGUUACAUUAAUGCAGAGUGAAAUUGAUCGAUAUCAAGAUGCGGUUAGAAUGUUAAGAGAUUAUUAUAAAGCCAUGCAACAACCAAUACCGGACGAAAUGAAACAAGAAUAUGCAAGAUUACCGUUGUUUGAACUCAUGGACUCUAAUCAGCGUCCUGAUUCUGUUGCUGAAAGUCUCGUCGAUUUUGAUCCGUCUAAAGUGGAUGAUACAGCACUAACUGGAAAUGCUGCUUCAUCAUCAUCAAAACAACAACGCAAAGGUGAACGUGUGUCAUCGGCAAAAGGAAAACGAACACCAUCACCAAAAUCACCAAAAAGUCAAGGGAAAAAAGGGAAACAAUUAACGGGUACAGAAACACCAGUAUCACCAACAGGCGGUGGAGAUCAACUAAAAAGUCAAAAACCAAAGCUUCCACUUGUUCCACGUCGUCCAUUAUCCGGAUUUGAAUCAGAUAAGAAGCGUUCACAGAUGAAACGUCGUACAGAUGAUGCUAAUGCUGAACCAUCUCCUCAGCCACCAGAGGAUAUUGAUGAAAGACUUGUGUUUGAUGCUCAUAAAUUAGCAAAUCAAUAUGUGACAGAUAUGUAUAACACUGAACAAGCAAAUGCUGAUAUUGAUCUAUCAGUUUCAGCGGCACCUGGUGGUGGAGCUGCGGGUGGAAAAGAAGCUAAGGGAAAAGAUAAGAAAGCAGCUGCUGGUGGCAAAGGAUCUGCCAAGGGCAAAAAAGGCAAGAAACCCGAAGAAGAACCCGUUGAAGUUGUCAACGAAACACCUGAACAAAAAGCAAAACGUGAAUUGAAAGCAAAAAUGAAAGAAGAAUUUCUUGCUGCUGUUGCGAAUGAAGCAAAAAUAUGUCAAACACGAUUAUUAUUGAUUCGUGAUGUUGCAACAAGAGCAAUAACAAAUUUGAAAUCAAAAGCAGAUGAAACCUAUACAAGAAUGUACGAUUGGUUAGGAGAAAAAUAUAAACAUGAAACAGAAAGUAUUGAAAAUAUGGCUAAAAUAAUUCGUUAUGCAAUUGAAUCAAAAGAAAAAAUUGAACAACAACUUGUAUUAAAUCGUUAUGAAUUUUAUAUAGCUGAAGAUGUAAUUGUUGCGCCUGCGCCUGCUCCUCCUCCGAGACCAGCACCCAUUGAAAUACCAUCGAAUGAAUUAUUUACAAUUGAACAAUUGAAACAAUUAUAUCAACAGUUUUCCGUGACAGCACCAAGCGGUCUGAUAUCAAUAAAAACAUUUAUUGAUUUGUAUUCUGAUUUGAUAGCCGUUACCGUUGGACAAAGACCAUUACCAGAUUUAUGGACAAAUAUGGAUCAGUCACAGAUUGAAUCUCUCGCUACAAUGUUAUCAAAUGGUUCGGAAUUUAUUAAUUGGCGUUUAUGGUUGUUAUUUGCAUCUCAACCGUGGCCAUAUCCCACACAAAAUGAUCUUUUAAAUCUAUUAAAUUUGUACAAAGAAAAAGAUGUUCAAAAUUCUGGUUACAUUAAUUUACAAAUUUUUCGUGAGGUUCCACUUUGGUUUACUAUUGAUCGUCCAAGAACACCUGAUGAUCCAUCAUUACCAAAAGUAUAUGAUCGUUCAAAACAUUUGAAACAAUUUUGGUUUCAAUUAUUUUCUAAUAAUGAUCAAUUAUCUUAUGUGGACAUGUUAUUAUAUUUUGCUGCUGUACCCGAUCCAUUUCAUGGUUUUCUACGUGCAUUAUCCAUAGCUAUGAAUAAACCAAUGCCAAAGUCAGAUCAAUAUCAAUUAGAUAUGCAUUGUUUAACACUGAAUACAGUUGAAUAUGAAAAAAUGUUAGAUAAAAAUGAAAAACAUCCACAUGAUGCACUCGUAUCCAUUGAUGGAUUACAUUUAGUACUCCAUCAUGGUGAAAGACAAUUUGGUGAUACUCAUCGAUUUGCUACAACAGAAGAUCCUGAAGAUUUUGCUUCUAAAGAACGAUUAUGUUCGAUAUGGGAAGAAAUGGAUGCGAAUCGGUCGACAAAAAUUGGUUUAGGUUUAUUAUUAAAUCAUCCGAUUAUCGAAGAUAUGGUAGCAAAUUGUUGUAAAUAUCGAGCACCCGAUUUUAAACAAAUUCUUAAUCAAAAAAAUGAUGAUGGUGAUUCACAUGGUCAUCAAACACCCGAACAAACGACAUUUGCUUGA